AUGGCAGCUUCCCGAGAAGGCGUUCGCUUGGCGAGAGCCUUGAGGCAAAAAUUGCCAAUUUAUCAGUCUGCUCCGCUAUGCGCAAGAGGGUUUGUCUCGACCAGAGCGGCACAGAAUGCGACUGUGAAACCAGACAGCAUCGCCGAUAUCGAGUCAACCUCUUCGUUUUCGACGCCGCAGCCUAGUAAAGAUGUUCUCAAAGCUUUUGAAGAGUCACAGCAGCAGGGCGAAACAGAAAGAAGGCUCCCUGGUAACCGAUACCAAUAUCAUCCUCCCAAAUACAAUCGAGGCCCUCUGCACCCAGUCCAGGCACCACCCUCGUCCGAACCAACUGCUCGUGACUUCGUUCCUGGGCCUUUCAGCUUCCCUCGCUUGAAGCACACAUAUGAGAGCACUAUUGCGCCCGACCUCAUGACCCUCACAUACAACCAUACCCCUCCCGGGACAGUACCAGUCGAAUCGCAAAAGGGAGUUUUGCGCCAAUGGGACGGAUCUUCUCCAUACCACAAGAACCGACCGAGCAGAGGACCAAGAGGUGGAGGCUCGUCAAGGCUAGGAAUAUUGGAGCGAGACAUCUCCUGGCACAAUAUUCCUGACAUCGAGGCCGUCACCAUCAACUCCUAUGCUCCUCUGGCCGCUGACAACAAGGAGUACCUUCAUGUGGCUCGAGCCGUUGUCCAGGCCAUCAGCGGCCAGUUUCCCGAUGUCACGACUGUGAAGCACAACGUCAUCCACUGGGGCGUCCGAAAGGGAUCAAAGGCCGGUGCCAAGACCACCCUGCGCGGCGCUGCGGCAUACGACUUUGUCGAUAAACUGGUGACGUUGGUUCUGCCCAAGAUCAAGGAUUGGCCCGGUAUCAAGGCCUCCAGCGGCGACGAUGCGGGCAACAUUGCCUUUGGCAUGAAGCCUGCCUGGAUGUCGUACUUUCCCGAGAUUGAGUUCAACUACGAUAUGUAUCCUCCUAAGCUGAUGCCUGGCUGCGAUAUCUUCAUUCACACCACUGCUACCUCCGAUAGGCAAGGCAGGCUGCUCAUGGAAGCAUUGGGAUUCCCUUUCUACGGAAAAGUUACGCACUGA
Messenger RNA from Trichoderma atroviride IMI 206040, 1077 nucleotides. RefSeq names its product mitochondrial 54S ribosomal protein uL5m. Gene Ontology annotation, molecular function: RNA binding; structural constituent of ribosome. Gene Ontology annotation, biological process: translation. The record is from RefSeq and is a predicted model, not a curated record. Lineage: Eukaryota; Fungi; Ascomycota; Sordariomycetes; Hypocreales; Hypocreaceae. Gene Ontology annotation, cellular component: cytosolic large ribosomal subunit; ribosome.